AUGGCAACGAAGAAGAUAAUCAUGGUGGCAUCUUUGUAUGAGUUCAGUGAGGUGGCUGCGGACGAACUCAUCCAAGCCGACAUUGAUGCCCAUGAUGACCCGAGCACAGCACCUUUCUUCUACUUCGACGCUGCUAAACAGGCUUUCUGUGCUGAAGUCGACCAGGACGACGACCAGACCAUGCGAGAUUUCCUCACCCGUAUGGCCGGCUACAUCGAGUACCAGCUAUCAGUUCCGCCUGCCUUGGACGAUGAGCCUCGUAUCCGUCCUUUGCCGGGCACUGUCAUAGAAGAUCUAAUCCCAGAAGAGCCUACUGGGGACCAAGUGCUCUUGCAAUACGAUUCCGACAACGAAUCAUCCGAUGGAGACGCUCCUGGCCCCAUGCAACAUCUGACCGCCUAUUGGAAGCCACGAAGUGGGAAUAUCAGCAUACUUCCGCCUAUGUACGCCAAAGAAAUUGCACGAUUGACAGGAUCUUCACUCUUCGCCGAAGAGGCUGAGAAGCGCUAUCGAAUCUAUCAAGGCAAUUUUCAGCUGGCUCUUGAGAAGCUUGUGAGGCUUGAGCCUUUACUGGAAACUCUCGCGACACAGACUAGCAAUUGGUCUCUCCGUGCAACUGGCAAUCUUCUCGUCUGGCCUCCCAACCACCAAGAUUCUAAACUAGAGUACGUCCACAUGGUGCCUGAUCACUUUUCCUACCACCGCGUCGUUGUCAACCGGCAGGAGCAAUCCCUCUUUAGUAAAGUGCUUGGUGAGCUCCGUGUCUUGGAUUCAAGGACGAGGAUUCUGGAAGUCCCUCAGAACCUGGAGUACCACGGCGUUACACAUACUGCUGAGUGUCAAGCCUCGAAGAUCUGGGAAACACAACAGUACGCAAGCUUCGGAGAUCCUCAGAAUAUGGUCCCCAUCGUCACCUCGAAUCCGACCUCCGAGGACAAUAGCGAUACAGGCACCGUGAAGGAUGCCGGAAAUGACAGAAUUACGGCGUGGACGCACAAUAUUGUACCCUCGGCGAAUCCGGAGAUUGCCCCUGAAGCACCACCGGUGGAGCAAGCCCCGCCUCCACGCCGCAGAGUCAUCCUCCAGUCUGACAGCGACGACGAUGAGCCUCCUCGUGCCAGAAAACCUGCUCCUCCGAUCGUCCCAGCAGCUACAGCGGCUCCGCUCGUUCGGUUAUCAGAUGAAGAAGAUCUUACAGAGGCCACGACACAGCCAGCCUUUAACCCUACACCCUUUCUAUCCUCUUUCCCCGUCAAGCACAACGACGACACUCUCGUCGACGUUUCAGAAGAGAGUACGCUCGCGGACAGAUCGUCUGCACAGGCAUUUACGCCACUGCCGUCCAGCCUGGAGGAAGACACUGAUGUCGCCACCAAUGCAGAACAGUCUCACGUCGGUCGAACCGACCCAUUCGCCAAUCUUGUAAACACAGGCAUGCUACAACAAAUGGCCCCCAGUCCUCGCCCGCAACCAAUAGAUCUGGUCAUUGACCAAGCGCUCAUCGAUAGGCAGGCGGAAAGCCCAGUAGAGUCACAUGAGGCCCCUUCCAAGGCCACAGACGUACCGACAACGACCCCAGAAGAUUCGCCAUCACAGCCUUUCCGAAGACCUAUCUUUGAUCCUAAUGCAUAUCGAUCACCUUCGCAACCAGCUCGAUAUCAACGUGGCCGGGGAAGUCAGCGUAGGCGCGCUAAUGAUCACUACCGCGGCAGUAUCCAAGGCGGCAGAAACCCAAACAAUAACCACGCUGAUCAACCACGACCCAUGGCAGCUCCUAUACGAGCUUCUCCUCGAGGUGGUCGUCGAGGAGGAGCACAUGCAGGCCCUCGUGUCUCUGCAUCUGUCGGAAGAUCUGCGAGAGUUCAUGACACUGUAGCGGAUAUACCGCAGGCAUCGGACAGCAAUCUUAUCGACGUCAGAGAACCAGUAACUGCGAGCCGUGCUCCUAUUGUGCCUCCCGGUUUCGAGUCGAUAGUGCCGCUCGUGCCGGAGACGGUUUCCCGGGCUCCUGCCAUCCCACCAGGAUUUGAGUCCAAGAUUUCUCCAAUACCAACGGCUGUUUCCCAUACCGAUACCGUGGAGUUACGGAGCGCGGACCAGAACCCGCCGCCAAGCAAGCCACCGUCCCAGUCUCAUAUACCAUCUGGCACUACCUCGCAGUCUCCGAGCUCUAGGCGGUCUCGUAGCACCCGUUGGAAGUUCAGUGAUGAAGGUGCAGAAUGGGUGACCACGUUCAUACCGAAGGUUGACCAAGCGGCUUUGAGGGAAAAGUCCCUGCAAGAAGCUCUGGCAGCCGUGGCAGCUUUGCAAGGCAAGAACAAGAAAGCCGACGAGGAAAAAACGCCAAAGACACAUUCAACCAUGCGCCAGCAGGCUGGAAACCCUGGCAAAAAUUCGAAGAAGUCGCCGGGGAAGAAAGAGACCAAAGAAGAAGUGGCGGCCCGCAGAAGACGAGCGAUCGGAGAGGCUCACGGUCCGACCCCGCCAGCUAAUCCACCACGAUCAACCACUUUAAACGUUGAAGACAUGAGCGAAUGGAAGAAAAAGCAGAUGAAGAAGCAGACACCUAUAGCACAAGCGCAUCCCGAAAUCGUAGGCGACAGUCUUCGAGACCAAGAGGCCUACAGGCUUGUCGGACUUUUGCAACCAGUGUUCGAGGUAGGGAGGCUUCUGCCCGGGAAACUCAACUUUGAAAUCCAAGUCGGGCAAGUUCUCGUUACCCCUGGACAACAGUUGUCCGACAAGACUUUCCACAGCGUCGACGACUGGAAAUCUCACUUCGACUCCCGCAGAUCUGGCCAUACUUUCUCCAGCUUCACCAAGAUAUUGACGUCCAACGGCGCCGAUAUCGAUCGCGCUCUUGAAACAAAGGGUGCUGGCAGAGGUGGCAACCUCAGGCUUUGGGAUCCAGCGCCUAGCUCUCUAUCCGUCACCUACGAGUUUCAGUGCCAGAGCCGAACCAACGAGAACUUUCAGAUCGUCGUCGACGAGACAGGUACCUAUGACUUACGAAAGGGUCUGGUCAACGUCGGCACGAUCAGCAUCCACGUUCCAGCUCAGAUCUGGGACCUCUCGGCAGCUUUGUCCGCGCCAUUGAAGUGGUCGGACCCUUCGGACACGGUCGCGCACAGUGUCAAGUCCUUCGUCGAGUCGCUUUACAUCUUGCCCGACCGGAAGAAGAUCAUGCUGUACUUCCGCCCGCCUCACGACGGCGAAUUUAAGAUCCGAAACCUCAUCGUCAAGCGAGUCAGCUACCAUCCGAGCAAUAGACCCGAUGGCAAAGACAUUGCGCUCAAGGUGACGGAGGCAAAGAAUCUCCAUUUCAAGGUCCACGCCGACGAUAAGAAGCUGUGGCUGGCCUAUGAACCUAUCCUCGACCCUACCGAAGAAGCAGAUUAUAAGCUGCAACUCGCCGACGCCGGUCGAAUCCACUACGAGAUGUCUGUCGUCCACCGUGGCAUCAAUGAAGUCCUCGCGAAGAACGAGUCUCUUGAGAUUGGCGAUCUCACAGACGCCGAAACCACGGGCCAGGCCCUCCUCGACCGCAACAUCAUCCGGUCCAUGCUCGACACGGCCGUCCAGCUGGUCUCGAAAAUCGACUACAUCGGCAUGUGGAACUACGGGACGCAGAAGCGCCUGCAGGAAGAAGAAAACGAGCGCCGUGAGAAAAUGCUGGGUCCUCGAUCGAGAACUGUUGCUCCGCCAGGCUUAGGGCUUGUCCAUGGUUCCAUCAUGGGUGGCAGCCGGAUGAAUACAAUGUCAGGCAGCACUCCAGGCGGACCUUUGGCGCAGCAGCAGCAGCAGCCUGUUCCUGGCAUACGACCCAACACCGUCGCCGAGAUCAUGGUCGACGAGUCCGGCAACCACUACUUCUUGGGCAUGGGCGGCGCGAGGGUUCCCAUCCCCGAGUCGCAAGAGGUGAUUGAUCCCGCGGCUACGGUGAUGCCGGACGACAGUGCGAGCAAUGCUGGGAGGGGCUUUCAGUCCGUAGGCGCGUCUCGCUUUCUCGAUCGAGGAGCGGCAUUCUGGUGA
This is a messenger RNA of Cladophialophora yegresii CBS 114405, 4032 nucleotides long. RefSeq lists its product as uncharacterized. Bases 1 to 4032 code for a protein of 1343 amino acids. The transcript is spliced from 5 exons. NCBI's taxonomy places the organism in Eukaryota, Fungi, Ascomycota, Eurotiomycetes, Chaetothyriales, Herpotrichiellaceae. The record is from RefSeq and is a predicted model, not a curated record.